UUCGAAACUAACACAUUAAGCGGAAAUGACGUUUUUUCGUCAACACUGAAAUUGUCACAAAUUGUCACCCCAUUUUUGUCGUCAAAACAAUUUGCAAUGGUAGAGAGAUUUAUUGUAGUGAACUUGGAUUUUAUUAAUUUUGAUCAUGGAAGUUGUCGAAGAUGAUAACGAUAAAAUAUCGCCUAAACGAUCAACAAGUCUCCGCCACGCUAGAACUGCCAGCGAUAUUCAAACAAGAAAAGAUUCCACUUCGAGUUCCAACGGUUUAAAGGCUGUAAACACAGUGACAGGUGCUCUACAGAAUUUGUUUAAGUGGUCUCCAUUAGCGAAAGAUAACAAGGCAAGAUCAUUUGAUUCUUUGAACAGGGCUUCAAGUCAUGAUUCUAUCAAUCUAAUUAGAAAGAACUCGGACAAAAUGGAGAAAAGAAGAAGCAGCGGUGCAUUGGCCAGCAAAUUGUCGACAGCUUCGCAGCCUAGUACCUCAAAAGAGGGUUCGCCCGAAAUCACGAGCGGUCGUUAUGACAACAAGGACACUAGUUCUGGGAUCACGUUCAAUGUGACAGAUAGUGACAUGAGUGGAGCCACAGGAAGUCCCGUUCGUGGCGGCACACCGUCCAGGAAGUCGACGGACAGUAGUGAUAGUCAGAAAGGGUUUGAGCAAAGUAUGGAUUUAGGCGAGAAGAGUUUUGAGACCUCGUUGAACAAUAUACUGAACAAAUACUCAGAAACAUCGCUUGACGUCACUACUGAUGGAAAGGAUGAUUCGAAAAAGAGCGACAGGAAGAAGAAGAGUACGCCCUGGUACACGAUAUUGAGUCCAACUUACAAGUCUCGCAGUGAAGAUUUUAAGAGACAAUUUAAAGAAAUACCUGCAGAUGAAAGACUUAUUUGUGAUUACUCAUGUGCUUUGCAGAAAGAGAUUCUAGUCCAUGGUAGAAUGUUUGUUACCCAGAACUGGAUCUGUUUCUAUGCCAACAUCUUCAGAUGGGAAACUAUUGUAACUAUACCAACCAAAGAUAUAUUAGCAAUAACGAAGGAGAAGACUGCAAGAGUUAUCCCCAAUGCCGUACAGAUUAGCACCGACAAGGAGAAAUAUUUCUUUACAUCAUUCACAGCUAGAGAUAAGACUUUCAUGAUGCUGUUUAGACUGUGGCAGAAUGCACUUAUGGAGCAGCCAAUGGUUCCCCAAGAGUUAUGGCAUUGGGUACACAAUUGCUAUGGUGAUGAACUUGGUUUGACCUCCAGUGAUGACGACUAUGUACAGCCUCCAAAUCUAGGGGAGGCCAAGGAUUCCCUCAGUAAAGAUGUCAGCUUGAUAAGCAAGGGGGAUUCCUCCGAGAUGCUUCCUACCUCAAGCAUGCAGAAUAAUAUAGAUGAAGAAGGAGACUCAACUCAGGCAGAUAUCAGUUUAGAUGAUUCAAAUUCUGUCCCUUUGAAAGGGCAAGCACUAGAUAAUCAAGACCCGACAGAUUAUAGUGACACUACUGAGGAUGAUGUUAGUGAGGGGGAGAUUGUAUGUACAGAGCACGACCAUUUCACAAAACUAGCACACAACGAGGUAUACACAAUACCGCUGGAAAAACUAUUUGAGCUCCUCUUUACCGACUCGGAAUUCUUCAGACAGUUUGUGGAAAAGGCUAGAAAGUAUUCAGAUGUUAUGGUGACACCAUGGAAAGAUGACCCUGACGAGAAUAUAGGUCGUGUGCGAGAGGUCAAAUACACCAUACCGAUAAAUGCUCCAUUUGGACCCAAGUCCUCGAACACUGUUGAAAAACAUAUGUGCUACAAGAGUAGCCAACCUGGUGUAAUGUACUUAAUUGAUGCUGAAUGUACACCUUUAGGAAUUCCAUAUGCGGACGCAUUUUAUGUUAUAAAUAGAUACUGCUUAACACGUGUUAGUAAAGAGAAGUGUAGGCUCCGUGUGACAAGUGAAGUGAAAUUCAGGAAAUCUGUUUGGGGAGUAGUCAAAAAUAUGAUAGAGAGAAACAGUGUACAAGGAGUCCUAGAUUAUUUCCAGUGUUUAGGUAUUCAUUUACGAAAAGAAUCUGAGAAGCAACAAAGUAUACCACGGUUAUCCUCGGCUUCUAAACGGAAAUUACGCAAGCGCCGUACUCAUGGAAUUCGAAGUGCCAACUCGGUUGUUGAUCAUCCGUCAACUGCACGACAACUUUCAAGAUCUCACCCAAAACAGGAAAAGCUGAUAGCCCCGCCUACUCCUGUUCGAAGUAAGAAUUGUUUUUCUGACCAACCAGCUGAAACUGGAUCUGUGCUGUCUCAGGCCAGCCUGCUGGAACCGGAUCUGUGCUGUCUCAGGCCAGCCUGCUGGAACCAGAUCUGUGCUAUCUCAGGCCAGUCUGCUAGAACCGGAUCUGUGCUGUCUCAGGCCAGCCUGCAGGAACCAGAUCUGUGCUAUCUCAGGCCAGCCUGCUGGAACUGGAUCUGUGCUGUCUCAGGCCAGCCUGCAGGAACCAGAUCUUUGCAACUAGUUCUCUUAGUUAUGUUUAAUGCCUUACUGUUCUACAAACUAUGGUCCCUGGAAACUGUGGCCAACGUUCUCUACCUGCCUAACUCACAAGAGGCUGUACAUAGUUUUGCUAAACAUCCUCCAAAGUCACAUGAGGAGUGGGUGGAGUUAUUACGGCAUCAACAGAUGUUACAUGACGCUGAGAUGAGUAAAUGGCAAGAUCUGCUUGGUGCCUCAAUAACAAUGGUGGAUCAGAUGAAACAGACUUUAAUAAGUUUAAAAGAUCAUAUAGAUGCUGGAGCUUUAAAGUAUAGUACUGAAAAAUUCUGUGAUAAGGAGGUCGACUCUUGCACUGGCUCCUAGCAGAGUUACCUUCUACAAGCUAGCUGAACAAAUUCUGUGAAAUGGAAAAACCAACUCUUGGCAGGCAGAGUUAUCUCUUCAAGUUAGCUGAACAAAGCCUGUUAUAAGGGAGACAACUCAUAACUGGCUCUUAGCAGAGUUAUGUCCACAUGCUAGCUGAACAAACCCUGUUAUAAGGGAGACAACUCAUGAAGCAGCUGGCAGCAGAGUUAUCUCCACAUGCUAGCCAAACAAACCCUGCGGUUACCAAAGAGAAUGAUGUGCAAUGACGUUCAGAGUCAAGUCUCAAAUUAGAAACUUGCAUUUCUGAACAAAGUAAUGAUCAAAAAAUAAAAAGAAUAAUAUUGUGCAAUGAAUUUCUGCUGGUGUAAAGUGUUGAUAUUCUAUUAGGAGCUAUGUCUCAAUGAUCAAGUGUGAUCACUAUAACUAUAUCUGUGGGUUAAAUGUGUGAUCAUCUUCCAAUAAAGGAUCAGUCAUGAGAAGGAAAAUGAUCAUAAGACUGUGUUUUGUAUUGUGAUGAUGAGGUUUAUAUCUGGUGGCCAAAUACGUGUGAUUAUGAUGCUUUAUAUAGAUUAUUUACAUUGUAAAGUGAUUAUUUUACAUCUUUGCUGGUAAAAUGUGAUUAUGAGAUAAAAUCUCAAAACAAAUGUGAUCACAGUAAAUAUUUUACAAUAAGCUUUUUCCUGUUUUUAGUUAGACCUUUCUAUAAUUGCAAAUGCUAAUGCAUUUAUAAGAAUACCUGUUACGAGUGUUAAGAAAUGAGAGGGAAAAUAUAAUUUAUGUUCUGUUUUGGAGUAAUUUAUGAAUAUAGCAUGAUUACAAUAUUCUUUUCUUUGUCCAUGUGUAGUGUUAUUAAUGCUCUCUAUUUUUGGUUUAACUCAAAGGUGAACAAAGAUGUUACAGAAUUUUGGCCUACUUGUAGUGAAAAAUAUGUUCUUUUUUGCUCCUGAAUUUUUGCUCUUUAAGAAUGUAGAUUAAAACACAACACACAUGUUGGCCCUAUUUUAGUACUUUAACAAACAUUUCCAAUUUUAAUCCAAUUCUAAUAGGGUUUUAAGAGAUUGCACAUUGUGGUCCUGCUUCUCUAGUACAUGUAUAAUCAAAGAUUUUACAGAUUUUGGCCCUGCUCUAGUCUUGUCAAAGACAUUACAGAUUUUCGCCCUGCUCUAGUGGUAUCAAAGACAUUAUAGAUUUUGAUAUUAAAACAUUACAGAUUUAUGUCCUUCAGUGUAAUUAAAGACAUCAGAGUUUUUCCUGACUCAAGUGUAAUGAUAGACAUGUCAUAUUUUUACCUACUGCUCUAAUGUAAGUAAAACAGUCAGAUUUUCACCUUACUUCAGUGUAAUAUAAGAGAUCCCAUCUGUUUUGUAAUUUAUGACAUUUUGUAAUUUGACCUCGCUGUUUUUAAAAGACAUUUAAUAUUUUUGCCAAUUUGUAGUGUAAUUGAAGACAAUGUCAGAUUUUUGUGUUACUUCUUUGUUAUAAAUGACAUUUUGUUCAUCAAAUUUUAGGCUAACUUUAGUGUAAUUUUAGGCAUAUUACAUUUUUAUCACACUGUAUUUAAAAAACGUUUCAUAUUUUGUUCCUACUCUAGUGUAAUACAAGACAUUAUUGGGUUUUUGUCGUAUUUCUUUGUAACAAAAAACAUUGUCAGAUUGUUGCCUAGCUCUUGUUCUAUUAAGAGACAUUACAUACUUUGACAACACUGUUACUACAGUAUUAAAGAAGACAUUUUAAAUGUUGAUGUUUCUCUAGUUAAUAUGACAUUAUUUAUUUUUAAUUUUCGUUCUAUUAUAGCACUAUCAUUCAAAAGUUAAAGAACAUUAUUUAGUUAUUUGCUCAAAAAUGUGUGCAUAUUCUUAAAAUGUGUAAGACAAAUAGAAUUUAAAUUAUGCAUCUUUAAAGGAAGGAUUAAUAUUGGGAUUUACUUAUAAUAAGAAAUAUGUAAAUAAUUCAUGCAUAGUUCGCAAGACUAUAUUCUUUAAAGUUAGGUAAAUUGACAUUUUAUUCUUCUGACUGAAUGCAACAAACUUACCAUGGUUUAUAUUUGGAAUCACCCUUCUUUUAAUUAGUAUAGAGAUUUUAAUAUUGAAAUAUGAAAAACUUUUUGUUUUGUUCUGUUGGUCUUAAUGGCAUACCAACACAAUUUAGGUCAUAUGGUGCUGAAACAGGAAAAGUGAUUGUCACUAACCUUGGUUGUUACAAACUUAAAGCAACACCAGGAGUCAAAACCACCUCACCAAAUAGAGCUAAGAGAUUGAUAGACAAGUUGCCUAUUAUGAUCAUGCAGGAAUUAAUGGUGGCUGCUAUUCUGAUGCUUAGAACCUUACAGGCAACCCCUCGGCCUCAAGGGGAAAUAUGAAAACUAAGCAGCCAAAAGAGUAAGUGAUGAAUAGCCUGGUCUACCUCUAUAAUCAUGAUAUGUAUAGCAAGUCUUAUUGCUGCUGGUAUUCACAGACUGUAAUGUCUCGAUGUUUUGUUAACAUUCUCCCAUAUUUUGACACCCAGAUAGAGUAGACCGUGUGAAAGGUGAAAGUAUGAUAUAAACCUACGUACUAUUAGAAAGGAAUCCUGUGCUCAAUGCCUACACAUUUCAUCCUCACCUUUACUUUAAUAAGAAAAUAUCAACUAAUUUCUUCAAGAAAUACUCGUAUGAUCUUAUUAAAGUUCAACAUAAUAUUUUUCAGUUUAGAAAUUGAAUGAUCGAUAUUGUGUACAUGAAUGCGUAGAUGUGUUUGUUUUGACUAAUACCCAAUCUCAUUAACAUCAGGUCAUUGUUUUCACUCUGUAACUCUUCGCUACCUAGCAAAGACUAGUGGAGUGACAGUUAGGAUAUGAUUUUAAUGAGAUUGACUAAAACCUUGAAGGUGUUUGAAAGUCAAAAUGAUUUAGAUUUCUGUGCCAAAUUUUCAGUAUAAUUUGACAACAAGAUUCCUUCUUGUUUCUUUGAAGGUUUUAACUAAGUGAAAAAUACUAGGGCAAUACUGAAUGUAUGAAAUAUAUCUCAUCGUUAUGAAUAUAUGAGCAAAUAUUUCAGUGUUAAUACAAUAAACAUUUACAACAAAUCAUUGUGCUAUAUCAUGUUACAUUUUCGACUUCAUUAGACUGUCUUUAGUUUUUAAUUUGCCUUUAGAAUUCCUGGUUGAAUGUAGUACAAUAAACAUUCAAUAUGAAUCAUUUCAAAUUCCUGGUUGAAUUGAGUUUCCUUUGUUUGAUUCUGUAUAUUGUUAUUAGAGAGAUUUGUUGAUAUGAAUAUCAUUUUAAUGAGAACUGUUGUUUAGUUUGAGAUAGUAUGAUUUUAAAAUAUAGUUUGAGACCAUUUAUGUAAUGAGAAAUCCAUGUCUAGAGACACUUCAUCUAGUACAUAUCACAACAUGAUGUCUUAUCAAACUGAGCUAUCCAUUACUAUUUCAUUUGGUUGUGUUAAUUUUACUUGGUAAUAUAUUGUUUUGUUUGAAUAAGCUAUGAAACUUCGAUACUGAAAAUCUUUGCCAUAAAAGUUGAUAUUUUCAAUAUAUUAUGUAAGUAUGAAAGCAUAAUUUAUUUUUUGUUACAGAGAUAGAAUUUAAGGUGGUAUUUUUCAGCCUUGCUGUGGCCAUUGCUGUUGCAGUAUCUGAUAGAAUUGUUACAAACUGCAUUAUCAUAGUGCAAUGUCUUAUCAGUGUCAUACAUUCCAUAUAAAAUUAUUUUAAUAUAUAGAGGAUAUUCAAGUUUUUUCUAUAAAUA
Ruditapes philippinarum (Manila clam) is the source of this 6553-nucleotide messenger RNA. RefSeq names its product protein Aster-B-like. The transcript is spliced from 16 exons. The record is from RefSeq and is a predicted model, not a curated record. Lineage: Eukaryota; Metazoa; Mollusca; Bivalvia; Venerida; Veneridae. Gene Ontology annotation, biological process: intracellular sterol transport. Gene Ontology annotation, cellular component: endoplasmic reticulum-plasma membrane contact site; endoplasmic reticulum membrane; plasma membrane. Gene Ontology annotation, molecular function: sterol binding; sterol transfer activity. The coding region runs from base 146 to 2827 and encodes 893 amino acids.